AUGACCGAGCGUUCGUGGCUUGAGCAACUUGAAUGUAGCCACUUCAGCGAUUACUUAGAAAUCGCUACACCACAAAUCCGCCCGCAGGAUCUGCACCUCUGGGAGAACUGCUUCCUGGCCAAAUUCGGCGUCACCAUUGACCUGCUCAAGAAUAGGCUGAGGAAGCUUAAGUCGCAUCUGAAGCGGUGCGGCUACCCAAUGGAAGCAGCGGAGUUCCAGGUCGUUGCGAUGAUUUUGGGUGGAAUGCCCUUGGAGUUCAAGAAGCUGCAUCUAGAGUCUGAGCUCCACAAUAAGUUUCGGACGCUGAAGCCCGUGUACGCUACCAUACGGAAGGACAAACGCAGACUGUAG
Phytophthora nicotianae INRA-310 is the source of this 351-nucleotide messenger RNA. RefSeq lists its product as hypothetical. The coding region runs from base 1 to 351 and encodes 116 amino acids. The transcript has 2 exons. Lineage: Eukaryota; Oomycota; Peronosporomycetes; Peronosporales; Peronosporaceae. The record is from RefSeq and is a predicted model, not a curated record.